AUGUCCAGAGUGGAGGCUUUUAGGGACACAAACCUUCGCUCCCUAUUGAGGGAGUUGCGCACAGACAUAGCUAUGGCUGUAGAUGACCCUUUCCCUCUUGUCUUUGGUUUGGUGGACAAAAACAUCAUCACUGACCAACUGCUGAAGGACACUCUAGAGAAGGAGAGUAGAGAAGGGAUCCACAAGGCCAUGUACUCACUCUUGUCCUGGGUCCUGGAGCAGAGCAGAUCCACCAUCCAGGCCUUCUGGAGCAACAUGAACAAAGACUACAACCUGGACAGCUACCCCAAGCUGCAGACACUGCUCACUAACCUGCACUCAAGACAGGAUGCUGCAGGUUCCAGAAGUGAGAAGAAAUCUUCUGGUGGUGACAAAACACCACACAUGAAGAAAAGGAGCCACGAGGACAGAGACACCAACUCCCGCAAUCAGCAUUCACAGUAUCAUGCCAAGACAAGCAACAUGUCAGGGAGUAAAGUGAAGUUAUACAGAGUGAAGAGUGAAGCUCACGCCCCGCAGCUACCAUCUGGAAAUGGUGUGCAGGCAGUGUCCUCCUCAGUCCAGAGAGGAGUCACCCUGUCCUCCUCCUCCCCCUGCACUGAGCCCACAAUCAGCGAUGACGCCAGAGAAAAGAUCCACAUCAAGCAGCUGUUUGGUUCAGAUGGGACUGCCAGAAAGUGUAUUAAAGUUGGUGGGGAGUUUUACUCUUGUGGUCCAUUAGAGGAGACAAGUGUGACGUCUCAGUCCAAGGCUGCUGGGAACACAUUUCACCACAAGGGGGAGACAACCACAGGCAUGGUUCACUAUAAUGAUGAUGAGUGUGCAGUAUGUAAGGACGGAGGGGAGCUGAUUUGUUGUGACGGUUGUCCUCAAGCUUUUCAUCUGAUCUGUCUCGACCCUCCACUUACAUCCAUACCAAGUGGCACUUGGCAGUGUGAACAGUGCUGUGGCAACAGAGUGAAAAGAGAGAAAGCCCAACUACCUUUACAAGCACUCAUGGCCACGCCUCAGCAAACAAACACCAACUUCAGUAACUCCAUCAUGGAGGUGUCUUUCUAUUCGCCACUGUCGUCCUCCUCCCUCACAAGUGUCACAGCUUCUAUGAAUGGGCCCAGUGCCAUAAACCAGUGCCCAGGUGGAGAUCUGGUCAGUGUGAGAGAGGUGUGCGGUGUUUGUCACCUCGGAGGAGGAGACCUGAAUCAAUGCCUCCAUUGUUUGGCGUGUUUCCACGUACACUGCCUCUUCUCAAAAGGGAGAUCCACCUGCUUGUCCUGCUCCAGGCCCUGGGGCAGCUCUGCAGAGAAAGAGGCUGAAUCCAGAGGUUUACAGCUCACCCCAGUGGUUCAAAACACACUCAGUCAUGAUCAGAGCUCCUCGGCCCCUGAGCCGAUCUUCCAUAAAGACGAACUGGACUCCAUCCUGGGAGAUCAGGGCUCCAUUGAUGGCAUCUUGCAGUGGGCUUUCCACAACAUGUCUCGGCCUCUUUCAGACUCUCAAGGUUGUUACCAGUGACAGACAGAUUAUCGGGCCCAACCUUAUGCAGGAGCUCUCAAGGUCUGAAGUGCAUCGGUGAAAUGAACAUAGUAUCUGAUUUAAAAUGAAAACUAUUAUGCUUCUUUCUAAUAAAUGUACAGCUGUGAA
Messenger RNA from Seriola aureovittata, 1641 nucleotides. It is a transcript of the gene aire, whose product is annotated as autoimmune regulator. Lineage: Eukaryota; Metazoa; Chordata; Actinopteri; Carangiformes; Carangidae. Bases 1 to 1512 code for a protein of 503 amino acids. Gene Ontology annotation, molecular function: transcription corepressor activity; translation regulator activity; DNA binding. The transcript is spliced from 13 exons. Gene Ontology annotation, cellular component: nucleus; cytoplasm. The record is from RefSeq and is a predicted model, not a curated record. Gene Ontology annotation, biological process: humoral immune response; negative regulation of DNA-templated transcription.